Molecule: messenger RNA, 925 nt
Organism: Lycium ferocissimum
Lineage: Eukaryota; Viridiplantae; Streptophyta; Magnoliopsida; Solanales; Solanaceae
Exons: 5
Coding region: 151-810 (219 amino acids)
Biological process (GO): proteasome regulatory particle assembly
Cellular component (GO): nucleus; cytoplasm
Molecular function (GO): protein binding
Source: RefSeq, a predicted model, not a curated record
GCUGGACCUAAUUGUACUUCUUAAAACAAUGCAAGGACCCUCCUGCAAUUUUUUUUUUCCUUCCAACCAAAUUCACCCUAUUCAAUUCCAUAAACCCUAGUGAAAUUUGUGAAGAAAAUUUGAGAGAAACUCAAAAAAAAAAAAAAAAAAAUGGUGGGUACAAAUUUGAAAGCAGAAACAAUGAAAUUAAUGGAUGAAAGAGCAAAUAAAGAAUCUGAAAUGGAUGUUAUUAUUCAGAGACUUAGCCAACCUGGUGGACCUGGACUUUCUGGCAACCUUGUUGAUUCUGAGGGGUUCCCAAGAACUGAUAUUGAUAUUCCAACUGUGCGUGCUGAUCGGCAUAGGCUUGCUGAGCUACGUAACGAUCACAAGAUUAUCACAGAAAAGAUAGACCAAAAUAUUCAAGUUCUGCAUUCAGCACGGCUUGCUUCUACACCUUCUUCUGUCAAAGAUUCAGAUGACGCUGCUGGUUUGGGUGUUCAAGGAUCUGCUGUCAAUAUUGCGACAGCUGCUACAAGUGACAUGGAUGUGGAUGUAGUUUUCAGCAGACCCUUUGCGGUGAUUGAUGAAAUAUCUGAGGCAUCUCCGGCAGCAGAGGACGGUUUACAGCUUGGAGAUCAGGUUGUGAGAUUCGGGAAUGUCCAGUCAGGUGAGAAUAUCCUACAGCGCCUUGCUGCUGAAUCACAGUCGAACCAGGGGUGUGCGGUAUCCAUGACGGUCAUGAGGCAAGGUGCUAUGACUAACGUGAAAGUGACUCCAAGAGCUUGGCAGGGCCGCGGCCUGCUAGGAUGCAAUUUCCGGAUCUUAUGAUGAGUUUGUCAACUGGAUAUGAAGAAGUAUUCAUCUGCGGCUUCUUAAACCGCGUGUAUUUUCUGUUGGUCUUUCAUGAACGGAUGCAAAAGAUUUUGUGGAUAAAACGAUUGCC